Paramuricea clavata is the source of this 4386-nucleotide messenger RNA. The record is from the annotation of a GenBank genome assembly. NCBI's taxonomy places the organism in Eukaryota, Metazoa, Cnidaria, Anthozoa, Malacalcyonacea, Plexauridae.
AUGGCAGAAAUAAAACAAGCCUGUUAUAACGGUACGGGAGAUGUAGAUUUGUGGCUUAUGAAAAUGAAGUUCUAUUGUUCUACAAAGAAAUUAGAAGGUAAACAAGAAGCUCACGCCAUAGCGAGUAAACUCGAGGGGGCGGCGUUUCUAUGUAUUGCGAGAAUAGACGAUGAACUUCAAGAUGACCCAAAAGAAGUUAGAGCCGCUUUAAGGAAGGAGUUCGACAAAGAAUCGAUCGACCAUGAGAAAGCUGUCGACGAAUUACGAGGUUUAAGGCGAAAAGGCGGUGAAACACCAGCACAGUUAGCGUGGAGAAUCGAAAAGAAAACAAAGGAACAAAUGUUACAUGAUACCUUUUUGGGAGCUAUUGACAAUGCAAUGAGUCGAAAGAUAAAGAGCGACAGUAAACAUCGAGAUUUAAAUUUAACACAACUUUCUGAAGAAUUAGAUCGGCUCGAGCUAAUUUAUAAAACAACAGCGCCAAAAGUAAACCUCGAAGUAAACGACAGGGGAAGCAGACGAAAUAUCGUUAAGAAAGAUAAUCAGAGAAGAGGUAGCAGCCGCCCUAUCCAAAGAAAACGAUGGAAGUCGGGAAACGGAGGACGAAACAAAACGUACGGUCGGGUUCGUUGGAAAGAGAAAUUUCCCGCCAAAACCUAGGAGUGGAAAAACCGGUAAAAAUCAAGCGUGUUUCCACUGCCAGUCGCCUGAACAUUUUCGGAAAGACUGUCCAUUUAAAGAUCUUUGUCAACGCUGCUGGCAAAAGGGCCAUACAGCACCAUCUUGCCAUGCUCCAAGCCCUCGCCCUUCGCCGUCUUUAAACUCCAAGGCGGCUGGGUACAAUCGUCAGCAAAAAUAAAUUCGUUCUCAGCCGCGAAGAAAUUUAUUACACUAACUGGUACAGUGGUUCAGUCUGGAAGCAGAGAGUUCAAGCAUGAGUUUAUUUGUGAUUCUGGAGCAGAGGUUUCAGUUAUUCCAACGGCGUUAGCACAAGAACAUUACAUGAAAAUUCAACCAACUACACGUCACGUAGAGAUGGCUAAUGGGACACACGCAGAAUGCAGAGGUGUGGUUGAAACAUCAGUUACGGUAGGGACAAAUAGUUGUAUAUUGAGUUUUUUUGUGGUAAGUGGUGUUCAAAACGGGAUUCUGGGCCUGGACUCUUUGGGAAAAUUGGGUGUAUCGUUGCCACAUGGUGUAAAGUGUUGCCACAUACGAGUUGCGGAAAGUCGUGUUAUUAAGCCAUUUGAAGAAAUAUUCAUUUGGGGUAAAUUGGAAGAUAAGAAUGAAAAAUUUACUAGAGAUUCGUAUAUCGAAGGUACGGAACAUUUUCAGCAGAGAACUGGGCUUCUUACAGCCCCGAUAAAGAUUUCGGCAGAAAUGAUGAACGAUGAAAAUAAAAUCCCCAUAUGCGUACUGAAUACUACUGAUAAAUCAAUCAGAGUUUAUAGAGAACAAACUGCGGCCAUAAUUCAGGAACUGCCAAGUACCCACAACAUAGCACAUAUUUCAGAGUCAAAUAUGGGGGGAAAUAAUCCAUCAUCACAAUAUGACCCGGUCCCAGAAGUAUCAGUUGGGUAACAAUUGACAACACAACAAAGAGAAAACCUAUAAGUUUUAAUUCGAAAAAAUACACAAGUUUUCGACUACCCAGGAAACAGUGGGUUCACCACAACAAUAGAGCACACAAUACCCACAGCCGUAUCUGAUCCAAUUGUGUGCCACCCCAGACGACACAACCUGGGGUUAACACAAAAAAUUAAUGAAGCAGUAGGAAACCAUGUAAAGUCGGGACAUUUGACACCCUCUAAGUCCCCUUGGGCAUUUCCAAUUGUACCUGUAUUGAAACCAGAUAAAACAGUUCGAUUGUGUGUAGACUACAGACCACUUAACAAAAUUACCCAGAAUGACCCAUAUCCAACUGGAAAUUUGCAAGAGGUUCUAGACAAUCUAUCAGGUGCUAACUAUUUUAGUGUUAUUGACUUGGCCCAAGGUUAUUUGCAGGUCCCACUGGCCAAGGAAGAUCGACCAAAGACAGCAUUUCGAUCACCUACUGGGUUUUGGGAAUGGACAAGAAUGCCAUAUGGUUUAAAAGGAAGUCCGGCAACUUUUUCUCGGUUGAUGCAGAAGGUUCUAGGACACAUUCCACCACAUCGGUUGGCAUUGUACAUGGAUGAUAUCUGUAUUAUUAGCAAAACGUUUGAGGAACAUUUGGUAAAUCUCCAGGGAGUAUUUGAUGCAUUGCGACAGCAUGGAUUACGAGUUAAAGCUAAGAAAUGUGCUUUCGCAAUGAAAGAAGUGAAAUUUCUUGGACACAAAGUUUGCAACAAGGGUGUGCAGCCAGAGGAACAUAAAGUAAAGGCAAUUCGUGCAUGGGUUGCACCAACUUGUCUUAAAGAGGUGCAAAUGUUUUUGGGUGCAGUUGGGUGGUAUCGGAAGUUUAUCAAGGAUUUUAGUACAAUUGCUCGACCAUUAACAUGGCUUUUGGAGAAAGAUGUCACAUUCACUUGGGGUAAGGAGCAAGAUGAUGCAUUCAAUACACUAAGACAUGAGUUGGUUAAAGCUCCAGUAUUAGCCCAUCCUGACCCCACUCGACCCUUUGUUGUUACCACGGAUGCAAGUAAAGUGGGUCUGGGUGGUGAACUAUCACAAGAAGAUGCACAAGGACAAUUACAUCCGGUUGCAUAUUUCAGUCGUGCAUUGACCAAACGAGAACGUUCAUAUCCAACUUAUGACAGAGAAGUGAUGGCUAUGCGAGACACGCUUAAGCAUUUUCGGUAUUAUCUGUUAGGAGCACAAGUAGUGAUGAGGACCGACCACAAACCUCUUCUAAAGAUCCUGGAACAGAAAGAUCCAUUUGGACGAAGAGCGACAUUGAUGAGAGAUAUAGCAGAAUUCGAACCACGCAUAGAGUUUAUUCGAGGGCAGGAUAAUCACAUGGCAGAUGCUCUUAGUCGGAUCGGAUGGAAUGUCAAGUGGGAAGAGAGAGAUGAGGAUACUAGUAAAGUGGCUACUAUUGGUGGCUCUCAAGACGAGAUUGGUCCAUGCAAGGAUGUAAGGUUGGACAUAAAUGAUUUCCAAUUGCAGCAAGAACGUGACCCAACCCUUAAGCCACAUAUUUCCACUCACCGAAACGAACAUGGUUUAUUCACACGAGAUCAUAAGAAGCAAGUGUUACUUCCAGCAUCGCUUGUUCCCACCAUAUUAUCAUUAGCUCAUGACGAAACAGGGCACCAAGGAGCAGAUAAAAUGCUUGCAAGAAUUGAACCUCAUUAUUGGUGGCCAAAGAUGAAAGCAGAAGUAGAGAACUAUGCAAAAACGUGCCAACGCUGUGCUGCUACUCUUGCCCAGGGACAUAGAAAAGCACCCAUUCAUCAACGACCAAAAGAAGAGAAACCAUUUGCGUUGAUAGAAGUAGAUCUCAAGGGUCCAUUACCGAGAACGAAAGAGGGAUUUGACAAUAUUGUUGUGAUAACAGAUCCAUGUACAAAAUAUGCAGAGAUGCAUCCAAUUCGAGGACAAACCAGCCAAGUUGUUUGUAAGACACUCAUGGGUUGGAUAUCAAGAUAUGGUUUACCAAACAAAGUGCACUCUGACAAUGGACCUUGUUUCAUAAGCGAAACAUUUGAACAGUUUUGCAUAACCCAAGGCAUUGAGCAUACUUUCAGUCCACCCUAUAGGCCACAAGGAAACGCGGGUGUAGAACGGAUUAAUCGUACGAUGGGGGAAGCACUCACAAAAUUGGUAGAUAAACAUCCCAACCGAUGGUCUCAACACCUACCUGACGUACAACUAGCAUACAACACAGCAGUUCAUACAAGUACAGGAGUUUCGCCGUACGAACUAGUUUUCAAGGAGCACCCGCGAUCAAAAUUCGAAAUUAUAACAGAGAAGAUAUCACCAGCAACGGUUAGAGAGAAAACGGAACGACUGCGCGAGACUGUUAGUGAGGUAUUCCAAAAAGCACAAGAGUCCGAUGCCAAGUUAGCGGAAAAACGCAGAGAACGGUACAACAGUAAAACUUCGUUUAAAUCGUUGGGGGUGGGUCAACAAGUUUGGAAAAGAAAUUUACGAGCAAAAACAUUUGCAGAUCGGUGGACGGGACCCUAUGUCGUGGUAAAGCCCACGUCGGUAACCAAAACAUCUUAUGUAGUGAGAAGGAAUAAUGGAACUAAAGAAGAAAUUGUCCAUUACAAUUACCUUAAACCUUAUCAGAUUCGACCUGUCAAGAAACCAAAGUCAAGGAAUCCACCAAAGAAGAAUGGGGUCGGACACCCAGCACUGGGUACCAGUGAGGACAGUGAAUCUGACAGCAGAGAAGAGGAAAUGCAACCAGAGAGAAGAUAUCCAGAAAGAAUUCGAAGACCUCCAGAAAAAUACACAUAA